UGGUGACUCUGGGUUGUUUCAGUUCCCACUGGCAGUUUGUUGAAAUCGUACAACGGGACGCAGGACAACCCGGCUAUUUAAUAUCUAAAACAGAGUGACGUACUUAUUUUUAUAAUAACCUAAUCAAUUCGCCAUUACAAUUUACGCUAGGUUCCUUGACAUCUGACCUAAGUAAUAUAUAUAAUCCUUUAAUAAUCUUUUUUAUUUAUUUUUGUUGAAAUUUAAAUAAAUUUCUAAAUAAUAUUUUACUGUUGACAUGUAGUAAUACACGUACACAAUGAAAAUUUUGAUAGUAAUGUGUAUAUUUAUUUGUUUGGCCAUGAAAAUUGAGUCACUUUCUAUAGAAGAAAGAAAAUGUGUAAUGUGUCUUUGUCAUGCAAUUACGGGGUGCUACAGUCGACAGAAUUGUGCAAGUUACUCGAUUUCAAGAGACUAUUGGAAUCUAGCUGGACGACCCAAGGUAGACGGUUUAAAAUCAUAUGAAAAGUGCAUGAAAGAUAAAAAUUGCAUAGUUGAAACUAUAUUGAGAUACACUGGAAGAUUUGAAAAUGCGGAUGUAAAUUGUGAUGGACAAUUUGACUGUAUAGACAGAUUUGCCAUCCAUUUGUUUGGUAGUAAUUACGAAUACCCUAAUUUCGGAAAGACUUAUACUGAGAGAUUCAAUUCUUGUAAUAAAAUGGCAAAUAGUUCCGUUGCCCAAAUCACUAACUAUACUAUCGGUUGCUUGGCAAGAAUUGGAAGAAACUAAUUUUUUAACUAGCUACUAUUCUUAAGAUUAUAUAAAUGAAUAUUUAAUAUAAAAAAAAAGAAAAAUAAAAUAGUUCGAAGUAAAUAAAAU
This is a messenger RNA of Aethina tumida (small hive beetle), 838 nucleotides long. RefSeq lists its product as uncharacterized. The record is from RefSeq and is a predicted model, not a curated record. NCBI's taxonomy places the organism in Eukaryota, Metazoa, Arthropoda, Insecta, Coleoptera, Nitidulidae. Bases 278 to 748 code for a protein of 156 amino acids. The transcript is spliced from 3 exons. Gene Ontology annotation, molecular function: lysozyme activity.